UGAUAUUGAUGUUCCUUUGUAUGAGUUAGCAGAUCCCGAAGCCGAUUCUGGGGAAGUUCAUCUGACUUUGAAAGAACAAGAACAAAAGUGGACAGAUAUUAUGUUACCCAUUCUAAGUGAACAUCAAUAAAUAUGGAGUUACCUGAUAUAGGUCAACAAUGUACCUAUGAACUUUGUAAUCAGUUAGAUUUUCUUCCUUUACAGUGUGAUUGUGGUGAAAUAUUUUGUUCAGAGCAUUUCCACUAUCACAUUUCAAAUUGUGUAACUGAAAAAAUAACCAAUGAUAUGCCCAAAAAGUGUGAGAAUCUGUAUUUAUGUUCGGAAUUGAAUUGCAAAGUUAAAACUGUUAUUCCAUUACUAUGUACUAAAUGUAUGAAACACUUUUGUAUAGAACACAGACAUUUAACAGUGUGUAAAGAAAAAAGUGUUGUGGAAGUAGCACAGGAAAAAGAAAAAUUUUCGAUUCCAGUUAGGCAAUUCAAUGAUGCCAAAUCUGCUGUAGAUGCUCAGAUUGAGAGGAGUCUUUGCACAGCUAAACAAAAUCACAAGAAACAAGAAACGGCCAUGAAGAUUCAAUUGAUGAGAAUGAAAAAUAAAGCAACAGGUCAAAAAUCAAUUCCUUUGCCAGAUAGAGUGUAUUUUGGGAUUGAAUAUGUAGAUGUCAUCCAAAAAUAUAAAGCAGUUUUUGUUUCAAUUAAGUGGUCUGUAGGAAAAGUUAUUGAUGCAGUUGCUGAAGAAUGCACACUUCCAAAUAAUAACCACAAAAGUACCUCCAAAAAGCUGAGGUUGUAUAAAAAAAUGGACCAAUCAAAUGUGUGUAAUAAUUUGGCAGUUAGUGUUGAGAAGUUACUUUCUGACAAUAUUUUAAUUAAUGGAGAAGAUCUAAUUAUUAGUUAUGUAGAUAAUUGAGUUUAUGAAUUUCUGUUCAGUUUAUAUUAGUGUAUAUAAAAAAUAGCCAAACUUUCCUUUUUUCGGUUUAGUUUUUUAACCCACAAGCAUUUUUUAAAAAAUUAAAUAAUGUAUUUCUGCAGAUAUUGUAAUAUUUUAUAAGUAAAGUUGUUGAAACAUACUGAACCAAAAGUCAUAUUCAGAAGUGCAUGAUUUUCAGUCUUGUUUACAGAUUUUAUUAUUUUUACGUUGUACUAAAAUAUUUGUUAUCUUACGAUCUAAUUCUAAAACAAUAAAAACAUUUUCACAUUGA
Molecule: messenger RNA, 1201 nt
Organism: Cylas formicarius (sweet potato weevil)
Lineage: Eukaryota; Metazoa; Arthropoda; Insecta; Coleoptera; Brentidae
Product: AN1-type zinc finger protein 1-like
Exons: 2
Coding region: 133-909 (258 amino acids)
Cellular component (GO): cytoplasm
Molecular function (GO): zinc ion binding
Source: RefSeq, a predicted model, not a curated record